This is a messenger RNA of Corticium candelabrum, 867 nucleotides long. RefSeq names its product THAP domain-containing protein 5-like. NCBI's taxonomy places the organism in Eukaryota, Metazoa, Porifera, Homoscleromorpha, Homosclerophorida, Plakinidae. The transcript is spliced from 2 exons. The coding region runs from base 1 to 867 and encodes 288 amino acids. The record is from RefSeq and is a predicted model, not a curated record.
AUGGUGUAUUGCAUUGCGUACGGCUGUAAUAAUAAAGAUAAGGACAGACAGCGUGGUGUGCGUUUCUAUCGAUUACCACUUAAGAACGAACCAUUGCUGAAAGAGUGGUUGUCCAAGCUUCGUCUGAAGGAUCCGCCCUUGUCACAGAACAGUCGUGUGUGUACGGAGCACUUCCACUCCGACUGCUUUGAGCGAGAUUUACAAGCAGAGCUCUUAGGAACAAAACAAAGGGUGUGCCUGAAGCCCAACGCUGUUCCAACACUCUUCUCUUUUGUAAGCAGUACAUCAACGAAGGUGACAGCUGUUACUGAUAUACUAGAACAGUCAUCAUCUAAAGCAGCUAAAGAGGAAUCUGACCAAGAAUUUGAAGGAUUGGAAGACCAGGAGAUACCAGAGUCAAACACUCUACCACUAAUGUGUGAUGCAUCAACGCAGUACGAUCUCUCACACAUUGUGAAUCCAGAAGAACAUUCAUAUUUUUUAACCUCCUCUCCCAUUCCUUCAGCUGAUAGGGCAUUUCAUUUCCCUUCAUUCUUGAUAGCGGCCGACCCAGGGAGUCCUACUGCUUCCUCGGAGGGAGAGGUAUCACGUGACAUUUAUACUGGUUCAGACUACGAUCCUUUCAAUGAUACAGCUGCUGCAGACACAUCAGUAACAUCAGUUCAGUUAGACGAAACAGAAAAAUUACCACCAGAAGCAGAACAAAAAUACAUUGUUUUCAGUAGCUGCUUCCAGACCCUUCUUCGAUUCUGUCCAACCUGCGGAGCAGUUGUUGAAAGCACAUCAGAACACUCACAAGGAAGCAUGUUGACUGUGACACUGCAGUGCUCCAAUGGUCAUUCCAUACUUGGAACUCACAGCCAUUAG